AUUAACAUAAACAGGAAGUUGACGGUCCACCUCGACCGAAGUUGACAACUUUUUUGCAGAAUCAGAAGAUAGAAAAGAGUUGUCAUUUGUAAGAUUAUUUUCAGCUGUAAAAGCUGUGAUGGCAGGUUACCCAGGUGCUCAAGGAAAUUUCCAGGCGGGAACGGCUGCAGUUCCAGCAUCUCAAGUCGAAAUAACUAUAUCGUGCAGGGGAUUGAAGGAUGCUGAUUUGUUUUCCAAGUCUGAUCCAAUGUGUGUCCUCUAUACGAAAGAUAAGAAAACAGGGUCAUACUAUGAGGUUGGGCGGACAGAGAUGAUAAAAGAUACUCUAGACCCAGACUUCGUGAAAAAAUUCACAAUGCAGUACUUCUUUGAAGAAUCUCAAAAAUUGAAGUUUGAAAUAUAUGAUGUAGAUUCUAAUACAGUGAGACUUGAUGCCCAUGAUUUUUUAGGACGAUUUGAAGGAACGUUAGGAGAAAUUGUUGGAUCCCCAGGAGGAAAAAUAGAAAAACCUUUAACAAUACAGAAUUACCAAAAAGGACGAAUUAUAAUUAGAGCUGAAGAAAUGAGUAGCUGUAAGGAAGUAGUCACUCUACAAUUUAAAGCCAUCCAUUUAGAUAAGAAGGACUUUUUUGGUAAAUCAGAUCCCUACCUGGUGUUUUACAGAGCUAAUGAGGACAGCAGCUAUACCAUUGUACAUAAAACUGAAGUUAUAAAGAAUACACUAAAUCCAACAUGGAGACCCUUCACCGUGCAGGCCAGAGCUUUGUGUAACGGCGACUACGAUAGGUCUAUUAAGGUUGAAUGCUAUGACUGGGAUAGUGAUGGAAGUCAUGACUUCAUUGGAGAAUUCACCACCAACAUGAGGGAGCUGAGCCGAGGUCCUGGCUCCAGUAACCAAUUUUCUUCUGCCCAGUGGCCGGUGAUCAAUCCGAAGAAAAAGGCCAAGAAGAGAAAAUAUACCAAUUCAGGGGAGGCCAUACUGAUGUCCUAUAAGAUGGAGAUCCAACAUUCCUUCCUGGACUACCUACAGAAUGGUGGUACUGAGAUGAGCUUCACUGUGGCUGUGGAUUUCACUGCCUCCAAUGGAAACCCAUCCUCUCCAACCUCUCUUCACUAUCUCAACCCAUAUGGAGCUCCGAACCAGUAUGCAGCUGCUAUACAGGCAGUAGGGGAGAUAAUUCAGGACUAUGACAGUGACAAACUGUUCCCUGCCUUAGGAUUUGGGGCCAGGAUGAGCGAUGGGAGUGUACAUCAUGAAUUCGCUCUGAACUUCAGCCCGACCAAUCCAUUCUGUCAAGGUGUACAGGGGAUCCUACAGGCUUACUAUAACUCACUGAAGAAUGUACAACUUUAUGGGCCGACGAACUUCGCCCCAGUAAUCAACCAUGUGGCCAGGUUUGCCACAGCAGUGCGGGAUGGUUCUAACUAUUUUGUAUUACUGAUUAUCACUGAUGGAGUUAUCACCGACAUGCCUCAAACCAUGCAGGCCAUAGUCAAUGCGUCUGGGUUACCAAUGUCAAUCAUCAUUGUAGGGGUAGGAGAUGCAGAUUUUGAAGCCAUGGACACACUGGAUGGGGAUGAUGUCAGAUUAUCGUACAACGGCAAGCAGGCAGUCAGAGAUAUUGUACAGUUUGUGCCAUUCAGAGACUUCCUUCGGGGUGGUAACAGUAGCAGUAUGCAGAUGUGCCAGGCAGCUCUAGCCAAGGAGGUGUUAGCUGAGAUCCCAGACCAGUUCCUCUCCUAUAUGAAGGCCCACAACUUCAAACCUAGACCACCAGCAGAUGGACCCCACUGAUACAACUCUGCUGUGAGACAUCUGGGCUCAGUGAUUUAGUCAAACUGUUCCCUCUCUGCUUGGUGACUUUGGGGUUCGCUGACUUUGGGGUUCGCUGACUUUGGGGUGGCUGACCUUUGGGUGGCUGACCUUUGGGUGGCUGACCUUUGGGUGCCUGACCUUUGAGUUCGGUCACUUGGGGAGGGGGGUGAUAACUUCUGGGUACAGGUUCUUUUGAGCUCUGUCUCUUGGAAUUGCUGUGACUUUGAGUCUAAAAGACCUCAUUGUUGUAACUUCUAUUUUGUAACUUUUCUGAUCUCUCUAUUUGUACUCUGUAUUGAUAUAAGAUAUGAGGGACCUAAAACACUGUCUAUUGCUCAAAUGAAAUAUUUCAAUAAUAAUUACUCGAUUUAUAUUCUGAUCUUCUUUUCUAAUCUGUAGUCACUCACUUGUAUACUUGUAUUCAGUAAAUAUAUAUUUAUAUACAAAGUUUAACAUUAGAUCUAGUAAGACUAGGAUUACUGGUCUAUAUCGGACCGGUAGACCGGUCUAUAUCGGACCGGUAGACCGGUCUAUAUCAGACUGGUCUUUAUCGGACUGGUAGACCGGUCUAUAUCAGACUGGUCUAUAUCAAAUGAUUGAUGACAGUCUUUGUUCAGGGUAUUUCAAUGAUAACUACAGCAGUAUGGUGAAAUAUUACAAUCACCAAAUAUUUUAAUCAAUUUGUGGUGCUCUGUAGGAUUAUAAAGCAAUAUUAUACGAAUGUAUCUGACAGGUUAAUUGUCGAUCACUUUAUUAUCAUUUUAACUAUUCAGAAUAGAAUAACAUAUAUCUUAGUGGGAUCUACUCUCAACUAUGACAAAUGCUACUGUAUCUCAACCAUCACAUAUACCACUGUAUCUCAACCAUCAUGGUUGCCUCUGGGAAGGGGGUAAACUUUACUAUAGUAAUAGCUUAUAUAUGGGAAUUUUUUUACUAUCAAUUGUUUGAUUUCUGUUGGAGUUCAUUCUACCUUAAUUUACGUUAUCAGCCUGGGAUGACAGUCUGAUGGUGUACACUUGUUGGCCCUGACUGACCACCAGGGGCUGAUGGUGUACACUUGUUGGCCCUGACUGACCACCAGGGGCUGAUGGUGUACACUUGUUGGCCCUGACUGACCCCCAGGGGCUGAUGGGUAGAAUCAAUAUGAGUCAAAUCAACUGAAAUAUUUCAAAACUCAGGUGACCAUUAAUGCCCAUGUUAUUUGCAUGCUACUAACUUCCGAUACAAAUUCAUACUUACCAGUACCUGUCUUAACAAAUUGGAAUCUUUUUAAUAAGACAUGUUUUAUAUAAUAUGUGCAUAUCAUAGUGUUCAUUGAAUGUCAUUAUGGUCUGUAUUAGUUAUAAAAUAUCUCUUCAAAUGUUUGCCCCUAUGGGGUUGUGUUUUAGCUUUUCAAUUACAACAUUUGGAUUGUGAUAGCAAUGAUUAUAGUGAAUUAGAAAACAAAUUUUGAAAAAUUGUAACAAUGUAUUCAUUGAUAACUUAUCGUUGAUAUGACACUGUUUAUUUACAUUGAUAUAUACAUUAUAUUUUAUUCCUGUUUAUGUUGCAAUAAUAUAUGAAAUUGAAUUUUAUUUUGUUUACUGUGGAAGACAAAUAGGGUUCACACAAUUAUCAUAAUAUUUAGUGUUUUUAGAACUUUUAUUUCUUAAACCUGGUUAGUGGUUUUAAUAAACUAUCAAUUAAUAUAAUAAUUAAAUAUAUCUGGUGUUUUACAUGUGUUUUAUUUACACACAUUUUAUAUAUGAUGAAGUAAAUUAUGUUUUGAUGUUGGUGUUGAACUGCUAGAUACUGUGUAAUAGAGACAUGUAUUAGAUUGUAUAAUAUAUAUUACAUAUAUCUCAUUAGUCCCGAAAUAAACCCCACUCAAAUUCAUUUUCCUUAAAGACUUCUGAGAGUAACAUUGAUUUUAUUUAUGAUGUUGGACAAGUAACACAUUUGUCGAUGUUUAUGACAUGAGGGUAUGACAUGGUAUUACAGGUCAGUGAUAUGUGAAAUAAUACAAGAUUAUACAUACAAUGAUUUAGGUAGUGACUGAUGUUUAAAUAUGAUAAAAUUCUAUUUACAGUCGAACCCAUUUAUAUUGAAAUGCUCGGGGAAUGGAAAAAUACUUCAAAUUAACUGGUUUUCAAUAUAACCGGGAUCCAGCCUUUUGCCGACAUAUUUAAGUACCGCGCUACGUCAAACAACACACCAGUGUUCAAUAUAGUUGAUUUUACUUAGUCAGUAUUUACAAUCAGUUCCAAAAUGAUAAUAGUUUCACAGUUUAUUAAAAAUAAUGUUAAAUUCGACGGGAGAAGUCUUCGACUGUUGCUUGUUUUUUGUUUAUGUUGAGUUCGAAUUCGCGGACACAUGUGAGAACAGUUUCCGGUACAUCCCGGCUACUUUCCAAGAAACUACCGUCUGAAAUCGGACAUGUGCGUCGAUGAUAGAUGGAUUUUCACGAAUUGUUUGAGGGUCGUUGUCAAUAUCACUGUUCUGGUUACGUUGUUAUCAUUUUCUGUCGAAUCCCUAAGAAUGGCCUCGUCAUUUGUUAUUGUCUCGCGUGUAGUUAAAUGAGUGUCAAUUUCGAUGUAUAUAUGUAGCAGAAGCCUAAAUAAGCUGUGUCCCUCAUGGUAUAUUCGUAAACAAAUAAUUAAAAGUCACAAUUUAAUUGUAUUGUGUAAAUCAGAAUUUCAUUUUUACCUAUCUAUUGAUCGGACGCACGUACCGUAGCGGCUGGUAAUUAUAUAAUCUAAGCCAGUCGUGGCGACUUUCAAUUUAAGCGAUACAUAAACAAUGGUUUAGCAUUGUUGGGGGCAAUAAUUUCCUUUCAAAUAAAGCGAUAUUUCAAAUAAACCGAUUUCAAAAUAACCGAUGAAACAAUACAAAGACAAAGAAGGCAUUUGGACGGGAUUUUAUUUCACUUCAAAUUAAGCGAUAUUUCAAUAUAUCCGAUUUCAAAUUAAGUGGGUUCGACUGUAUUUUAAUAUUCGCUUUUGUUACAAAAUAACACUCUACAUAAACUAGUGGCUUUUUCACUCAUUUAAAUUGAUAUACAUCUAAGUUCUCUCUGUAACUUGUUAAAAUGUACGUCUGUAUACAAUCACCUGAAGGCCUAAUUAUACCAAAGAGUAAAUAAUCAUACCAUACUGUCAGCUAUUUAUAGUGGAAGUGAAAAAUUCAAUCUGAAAACGACCUUUUACAGACAAUUCUACAUAAAUGGGAAUUAUUGUACUAACACUGAAAAAUAACUACAGAAUAACAUUUGUCUUUAUUGUUAUGUGAGAGUGUCUAAAUAUGAGAAUUCGUCACUUUGACCAGUUUAGAUGUAUUUUAUAGUCACAUUCCUUCUCUGUGUUGAAACUGUUAAUUGUUUAAUUUGAUUGCUGUUGAAUUUGUAUUCCAGUUUAGAGUAGGUUUUUAGAGUAACAUAAAUCCCACCGAUAAGUCUGUACUCAAGGCCAAGUCUGUACUCAAGGCCAAGUCUGUACUCAAGGCCAAGUCUGUACUCAAGGCCAAGUCUAGGCCAAGUCUGUACUCAAGGCCAAGUCUAGGCCAAGUCUGUACUCAAGGCCCGAGUCUGUACUGAAGGCCAAGUCUGUACUCAAGGCCAAGUGUGUACUCAAGGCCAAGUCUGUACUCAAGGCCAAGUGUGUACUCAAGGCCAAGUCUGUACUCAAGGCCAAGUCUAGGCCAAGUGUGUACUGAAGGCCAAGUCUGUACUCAAGGCCAAGUGUGUACUCAAGGCCAAGUGUGUACUCAAGGCCAAGUGUGUACUCAAGGCCAAGUCUAGGCCAAGUGUGUACUCAAGGCCAAGUGUGUACUCAAGGCCAAGUCUAGGCCAAGUGUGUACUCAAGGCCAAGUCUAGGCCAAGUGUGUACUCAAGGCCAAGUCUAGGCCAAGUGUGUACUCAAGGCCAAGUGUGUACUCAAGGCCAAGUCUGUACUCAAGGCCAAGUCUAGGCCAAGUGUGUACUCAAGGCCCGAGUCUGUACUGAAGGCCAAGUCUAGGCCAAGUGUGUACUCAAGGCCAAGUGUGUACUCAAGGCCAAGUGUGUACUCAAGGCCAAGUCUGUACUCAAGACCAAGUCUGUACUCAAGGCCAAGUCUAGGCCAAGUCUGUACUCAAGGCCAAGUCUACUCAAGGCCAAGUCUAGGCCAAGUGUGUACUCAAGGCCAAGUGUGUACUCAAGGCCAAGUCUAGGCCAAGUCUGUACUCAAGGCCAAGUCUGUACUCAAGGCCAGACAUACACCAUUCACACUUCAGAUCGUAACAAUGUCUGACAAAUAUCAACACAAAUAUAACCCUAGUCUUCAGACUUACCAUACAGUCUACAAGUUACAAAUAUCAACACAAAUGUAACCCUAGUCUUCAGACUUACCCUACAGUCUACAAUUUACAAAUAUCAACACAAAUAACCCUAGUCUUUAGGCUUACCAUGCAGUCUACAAGUUACAAAUAUCAACACAAAUAACCCUAGUCUUCAGGCUUACCAUACAGUCUACAAGUUACAAAUAUCAACACAAAUGCAACCCUAGUCUUCAGGCUUACCAUACAGUCUACAAGUUACAAAUAUCAACACAAAUGUAACCCUAGUCUUCAGGCUUACCAUACAGUCUACAAGUUACAAAUAUCAACACAAAUGUAACCCUAGUCUUCAGGCUUACCAUGCAGUCCACAAGUUACAAAUAUCAACACAAAUGUAACCCUAGUCUUCAGGCUUACCAUACAGUCUGCAAGUUAAGUUUGUACCAGUACAUAGAAAACUGGUCACAAUUAUCAAAUUGAGAUUUGGAUAGGUACUGUUGGAUGUCUUCUUCUAAAGAUGUAUCUUUAGUAAUGAAGUUGUCUGCCCUUGAGAGAGAUAUCUUUAGCACUGAAGUUGUGUGCCCUUGAGAGAGAUAUUUUUAGUAUCAAAGUUGUCUUCCCUUGAGAGAGAUAUCUUUAGUAAUGAAGUUGUCUUCCCUUGAGAGAGAAAUCUUUAGUAAUGAAGUUGUCUGCCCUUGAGAGAGAUAUCUUUAGUAUCAAAGUUGUCUUCCCUUGAGAGAGAUAUCUUUAGUAUCGAAGUUGUGUGCCCUUGAGAGAGAUAUCUUUAGUAUUAAAGCUGUGUCCCUUGAGAGAGAUAUCUUUAGUAAUGAAGUUGUCUGCCCUUGAGAGAGAUAUCUUUAGUAUCAAAUUUGUCUGCCCUUGGGAGAGAUAUCCUUAGUAUCGAAGUUGUCUGCCCUUGGGAGAGAUAUCUGUAGUAUCGAAGUUGUCUGCCCUUGAGAGAGAUAUCUUUAGUAAUGAAGUUGUCUGCCCUUGAGAGAGAUAUCUUUAGUAUCAAAGUUGUCUGCCCUUGGGAGAGAUAUCUUUAGUAUCGAAGUUGUGUGCCCUUGAGAGAUAUAUCUUUAGUAAUAAAAUUGUCUCCCUUGAUUUGGAUAUCUUAGUAUUAAAGCUGUGUCCCUUGAGAGAGAUAUAUUUAGUAUCAAAGUUGUCUUCCCUUGAGAGAGAUAUAUUUAGUAUCGAAGUUGUCUCCCUUAAUUUGGAUAUCUUAGUAUUAAAGCUGUGUCCCUUGAGAGAGAUAUAUUUAGGGGUAAGGCUGUCUCCCUUGAUUUGGAUAUCUUAGUAUUAAAGCUGUGUCCCUUGAGAGAGAUAUCUUAGUAUUCAAGCUGUGUCCCUCGAAAGAGAUAUAUUUAGGGGUAAGGCUGUCUCCUCUGAAGAGAGAAAUCUUAAGUGUCAAAGUUGUCUCACCUUGAGACAUAUCUUUAGUGAUAAAUUUAUCUCCCUAUUGAGAGACAUAUAUUGGAAAGUAUCUUUAGUAUUAAAGCUGUGUCCCUUGGAGAGGGAUAUCUUUAAUAGUAAAGUUGUCUCCCUUGAUUGAGAUAUCUUUAAUGGUAAAGUUGUCCACGUUUGAGAGAUGUUUUGAAUUAAUCAAAUAACUGAAGCUUGUGAGAUACGGUCUUGUAAUCCCUUUGGAGAUAUGUUUUCACCUUAUGACACACACAUAUAUAUAUAUAUAUAUAAAUUACAAUUUUCUGGGGAGAGAGAGAACUGCAAAUUAUACUUAAAGAAAUGUACAUCUUCAGAGCUUUAUUCGGGUAUUUUAUAGGAUUCUGGGUAAAACAGUGCCUGUCUGUUCCUUUGUGCCAAAAUGGCGACCACUCUAGUGUCCUUAGUGUCCUCUUCGUUUCACCAUCAGAGAAACUCCUAGUCAUCUUUUGCUUGAGAAGUUCUGUGUACUUACAAUAUCUGGCAGGGAAAUGUUGGAUUCAUAUGAAGGUCUCACGACGGCACUACUAUUUGAUGGCUUCUUGUCUAUUAACACAUUCAGCUCACAUCCACCCUAAUGUUAAAGAAGAGGCGGCUGAUGCUUUGUGUAAUCAUUCUCAUAUGUUACCUGUGUCAACCCUAACCAUAAUGGCGGCAAAGAGCCUACAUAAAAAUUCAGCAUCAACCAAACUUGCGUGGCUGUUUUUGCUCUUCUUCACUUAAGACAUGUUUCUCGACUGUUGGUGUAUGACCGAUGGUGCAAUUCUUCAUCUUCUUGAGGUUUCCAACAUGUUUCUUGACUGGCUUAGUGAUAAUGAUGUUAGGCUUUAUUUAAACUUGAUCACAUAUAGAACAACGACUGGUCUAUUAUUUUAUCACAUAUCGUACUAAUAUUUCAGUUUCCUGGCACAGCCUGCAGGUCAGUUGUGUCAAGGGCUCAGCUUCUGUGUUGGCCAUAUCAACCCUCGCCAUGUCCGCAUCGGCACGACUGACCCUCUCCACACUGAUUAAACCAAUUACUAAAUACAACACAUAUUAUAGCUAGAUCUUCUCGACUUCGUGUACGACCGCUGGGCACAUGAGUAUAUCUAGUAUUAUCGUUUUUCAAUCGGUCAUCCGACCGGUCAGCCAGACAGAGGCCUCUGAUUGGUCGAAAUAUUGUCAUAUUUUGAUUAAAUAUGGUAUAUAGGUAAAGUAUGACACUAGAAUUACAAACACCUGGGAUAUCGCCUGUUCUGUUCAAGACGGGCUGUGUAAUGGUUCCUGUUACAACUGAUACUUGUUUGAAGAUUCUUUUCUUCCUAUUUUUGUUAUUUUAUCCCUAUAGUGCCAAACUUAGAGGGGAUAGCUUACUACAGUAAACAAGGACCUGGUACAAAUAGGGCUUCCGUACAGUUCACGUUUAUGUACAGUAUGUACAGGGACUGUUAUAUGUAUAUAAUGUUACAGGCCUAAGACUCCUACAGAUUUGGGAAUUUGUUAAAAAGGGAGCAUCAGUGUAAAAUAUGUUUGAAUUAGCAUUUUAUUAAGUAUUGAAUUUAGAAUGUAAUAGGUUUAUUUUAAAAAUGCAUAUAUACGUUUAUCAUCAAUGUUAUUUUGAAUGCCCAGAUUUAAUCUCCUUAGAAUAAAAUAUGAUUUAUAAUAGAUCUUUUGUUUUAACUCUGAUCAAUAUGUAUAAGUCUGCUUUACAUGUUGUAAAAGCUGAAAGCGUCUUUACAAAACACUGAUGACGUGUGUAACGUACAUACGUUACGUGACGUAAUUUUGUGGCUUGAUGGUUAAUGGGUGACUUUCAAUCAAUUACUUUGAUUUUGUAUUAUUUUAUGGUUACCAUAAUAACCAGUUUAAAUUGUUCUAAGGUAAAUACUCUACCAUAACCAGCAUCAUCACGACCAAUAUUCCUCGUAUUUAUUAUGUAUAUUUAUUGUCGAUAUCUCUUUACAACUAAAAUAUCCUUGUGUUUUAAUCAAUAAAUUAUAACCCUGGCAUUUAAA
Messenger RNA from Pecten maximus, 9541 nucleotides. Its product is annotated as copine-8-like. Bases 119 to 1795 code for a protein of 558 amino acids. Gene Ontology annotation, cellular component: plasma membrane. Gene Ontology annotation, biological process: cellular response to calcium ion. The record is from RefSeq and is a predicted model, not a curated record. The transcript is spliced from 22 exons. NCBI's taxonomy places the organism in Eukaryota, Metazoa, Mollusca, Bivalvia, Pectinida, Pectinidae. Gene Ontology annotation, molecular function: calcium-dependent phospholipid binding.